Messenger RNA from Acanthosepion pharaonis, 477 nucleotides. The record is from the annotation of a GenBank genome assembly. NCBI's taxonomy places the organism in Eukaryota, Metazoa, Mollusca, Cephalopoda, Sepiida, Sepiidae.
AUGAAGUCAAUAAAUAAACAUCACCUUUACUCAGCAUAUUUCUCUCUUUCGGUGCUAUUCUGUCUCUCUCUUUCCAGACCAUUGCCUUACGUCUUCAAAAAAAAAAAAAAAUGCCGCUUCAAACGCUACCGGGAACCUGUCCACUUGCCAACACUGACUCGUUCAGCCUGGCAGAACAUCAGAGCGUCAUGUCAGAAUGAGAGACGUAAACGUCUUGCACGAGAGAGAAAAAAAAAAGGUUUUUACUCUGACCUUCAAUACAUCCACGCAAAAGGCAAUUUCCUCUCAGAGCGAAGCUGCUUUCUCAUCAAUAAAUUUGCUUUCUUCCAUUCUUUAUCUCUAUCUCUCUUUCUCUCUUUCUCUCUCUCUCUCUCUCUCUCUCUUUUGUUUAUUUAUUUCUGUCUGUCUUGGUGUCUUCAUAUCUUCUAUCUAUCUAUCUAUCUAUCUAUCUAUCUAUCUAUCUAUCUAUCUAUAUAA